AUGAGCAAAAAUCCUAACUACCGGCGAAUAGAUUUUUCUGAAAAAUUAGAAAUUCUAGCUCGGCUGGAGAAAGGAGAAUCAGUGACGAAACUGGCUGCUGAGUAUAACGUCACCCAUCCAACUAUUUGUCGCAUUAAAGGCAAAAGAAAAGAACUGGAGGAAUAUGGCUCAAUAAUAACUGAUAAGGAAGGUUCACUCAAGAAGAAACGAAUGAACAACAUGGAAAACCAGCCUCUCGAUGUUGCAUUAUUCAAAUGGUUUCAUCAGAAAAGUUUACUAGGAGAGCCGGUGUCAGGCGCAAUCCUGCAAAUGAAAGCGAUUCAAAUCAAUCGCAUGCUCAAAGGUCCUGAGAAUUUUCAAGCCAGCAACGGUUGGCUGUGGAGCUUCUCUUUGAUCAAUAUAGGUUGCUUAGAUUGA
Molecule: messenger RNA, 417 nt
Organism: Cephus cinctus (wheat stem sawfly)
Lineage: Eukaryota; Metazoa; Arthropoda; Insecta; Hymenoptera; Cephidae
Product: jerky protein-like
Exons: 2
Coding region: 1-417 (138 amino acids)
Molecular function (GO): DNA binding
Source: RefSeq, a predicted model, not a curated record